CACCGCGGCUAGGGCUGUCAGUGUAGCUGCGCUGGAGUGCGUCUCCGCCGGCAGGUGUUGCAGAGCGCGAACGCCGGGUCAAGGUGACGAGGGUGGGAAGGCGCGAGGGAAACCCGUCGCCAUCGCACGGCGGCGGGAACGACUGUGCUAACGGUCCUCACGCCUCUCCCGCUGCUUUCCCUCUCCGCCUUCCUUGCCCCUAUCUCCCGCUAAGUCUCCCUCAGCCUCCGGUGCCUCUCCGCCCGGAGUCCGAUGGCGGCGGCCGCGCUGAGGGACCUUGCUCAGAUUCCCGUGACUGCAAAGGCGCUUAUGGACUGCACUCAGGUGAGCGGAUGAUGUUCCAGGGCCUCGCUGGUGUCACCCCACUCUUUCCUCUGGAGCCAUGUCCUAGUACGCUUUGUCUGCCAUUCUUUGACACCUUGGGCCUGGGAACCCUGCAGAAACCGCCCAUCAUGGAGCAUAAAUCCAUAAAGUGUAUCGGUUAUGUGGAGUGGUUUCUAGUGCGACUCUUGGCAACCAGUGGGAUAAGAGAUACGGCUGUGUGACCUUUGAAGACGUGGCCAUUUACUUCUCCCAGGAGGAAUGGGAUCUCCUGGAUGAGGCUCAGAGACUCCUAUACCUGCAUGUGAUGCUGGAGAACUUUGCACUUUUAACCUCACUGGUGUGUUGGCAUGGAACUGAGGAUAAAGAACAGAGUAUUUCUGCAAAAGGAAUGUCACAAGUCAGGACUUUAAAGAAAAGUCUCUCUACCCAGAAGCCUCACCCUUGUGAAAUGUGUGUCCCAAUCCUGAAAGAUGUUUUGCACUUAGCUGAUCUACCUGGGCAGAGACCGAACUCUUCUGGAAUAUAUGCACACCUUCGCCAGGACCAGAAGCAUUGUAGUGCGAAGGAUUCACUCAGAAGACAGGUGGAUAGAGCCUCCCUUCUGAAGAACUUCAUAUAUCAUUUGUCAGAGAAGCCCUCCUUUUGUAGAAAGAUUGGAAAGGACUUCCUCACCAAGUGGGGCCUUCUUCACUCCCCAGCCAUUCCCAAAGUGGAAAAGCCAAACAAGACCACUGAUUGUAGGGAGACUUUUCACUGCGGGGAUAGUCAUCACCAGUCAGAUGAGUGCAGAAAAGCUUCCAGCCAGACACAUGCUGCUGUUCAGCGCCCAAGAGUAUGUUCUGGAGAAAGCACUUAUGAGUCAAGCAAAUGUGGAACUGCCUUCCGUGACAAAUACUCACUUGUUCCAUUCCAGAGAGCCCGCAGUGGAGGAAGACCUUAUGAGUGCAGUGAAUGUGGAAAAUCUUUUAGCCAAAAAGCUACCCUUAUCAUACAUCAGAGAGUUCAUACUGGAGAAAAGCCAUAUAAAUGUGACAAAUGUGAUAAGUCUUUUAGUCAAAGCUCCAACCUUAUUGAGCACUGCAGAACUCACAGUGGAGAAAGGCCUUAUGAGUGCGGGGAAUGUGGGAAGGCCUUUGGGUGCAAGUCCAACCUUGUUCGGCACCAGAGAACUCACACAGGAGAAAGGCCUUAUGCAUGUGCUGAGUGUGGGAAAUUCUUUAGACAGAGCUUCAGCCUCGUUGAACACCAGAGAAUUCACACUACAGCAAGGCCUUAUGCUUGUGGCCAGUGUGAGAAAUCCUUCAGUCAAAAAGCCACUCUAAUUAUACACCAGAGAGUUCACACUGGAGAAAGGCCAUAUAAGUGUGGGGUAUGUGGAAAAUCCUUUAGUCAAAGCUCCAACCUUAUUGAACACUACAGAAUUCACACUGGAGAAAGGCCUUAUGAGUGCGCAGAAUGUGGCAAAGCCUUUAGUCAAAGAGCCACCCUCAUUAGACAUCAGAGAAUUCACACUGGAGAAAGGCCUUAUGAGUGUACAGAAUGUGGUAAAUUCUUUAGACAAAACUUCAGCCUUAUUGAACACCGUAGAAUUCACACUACAACAAAAAUUUAUGAAUGUGGCCAGUGUGGAAAAGCCUUUAGCCAAAGAGCCACCCUCAUUAGACACCAGAGGGUUCACACUGGAGAAAGGCCUUAUGAAUGUGCAGAAUGUGGGAAAGCCUUUGGCUACAAAUCCAAACUUGAUCGACACCAGAGAACUCACACAGGAGAAAGGCCUUAUGAGUGUGGUGAGUGUGGGAAAUUCUUUAGGCAAAGCUACAGCCUCGUUGAACACCAGAGAAUUCACACCAGAGCAAGGCCUUUUGAGUGUGACCAGUGUGGGAAAUCCUUUAGCCGAAGAGCUGCUUUCAUAAAGCACCAGAGAGUUCACACUGGAGAAAAGCCUUACAAUUGUGGUGAAUGUGGGAAGUCUUUUAGUCGGAGCACCAGCCUUAUCCAGCACUGUAGAAUUCACACUGGAGAAAGACCAUAUGAGUGUGACCGGUGUGGAAAAUCUUUCCGGCAAAAGUCUGUCCUCAUUCAACAUCAGGUAGUUCACACUGGAGAAAGGCCCUAUGAAUGCAGCAAGUGUGGGAAGUCCUUUAGCCAACGCUCCAGCUUUUUUCAGCACCAAAAAUGUCACACCAUGGGGAGGCCUUGUGAAGGCAGGAGAUGUGGGAAAUCCCUCAACUCCAGGCCUAAUGUCGUUUAGCACCAGGAAGUCCACGCUUGUGAAAGGCCUUAGAGCUGCAGGAAAUGUGUUCUCUGUUUACUGUAAUGACACAGAGAGAGCCUUUAUGGGGAAUCCGUCGACCUGAAGAUGAACCUCAUACUUACAGGGAUCCAGGGGGGUGAAAUUCCUCCUGAGUCCCAGGAGCUCCAGGAAGAACUCUGCACGCCCUAGGCUGACUGGGCCUUUACCAGAAGCCACCUCUCCUGUAGCGUCUUGCACAACGUGCGUCGGUCACCCUGAUGUGCUGAGGCAAGGCAGAUGUCUGUUCUCUUCCAUGUCUUAGAGGAAAUCUUGAGUAGCCAGAGCCCUUGGAGUGGUGCCACGGGUCUGCGUUCCGGCUGAGAGGGCCUCAUGUGAGUUCAGGUCGAGGCUCAUGGGAAGGCUCACCUUCAUGGAGAUUCAGGGGCCCAGGUGGUCAGGUGAUGUUUACAGACCCCAAAUCACUGAAUGGUAACUUCUUACGUAGCGUUGCUCUUAUUUGUGUACUAAUAAAUUUUUUUCUUUUUUUCUCCUCAUCUUCUACCAGGGAGCUCUGUUACCAGCUUUGGAUAGGUGGAAUUCAGAACUGGGCUCUGUAUGAAAGGUUGGGCAGCUUUUAUGGGGUCUCCACGUUGUGUGCCUUAGUAGGGGCACAUUAAUGACAGAGUAGUCUGUUCUGUUGUGAUUUGUUUACAUUACUACCCAGGGAAGCAGGGCAGGGCUUUAUGGUCCGAUUUUUUUUGUCCUCAAUGCCUCUUUUUUUUUUUCUUUUUUAAGACUUUAGGCCACCCUAAAGAGGAGUCAGUUGUUACUAUUUUCAGUAUUACUUGAAAUAGCCCGAAUUUGUUCCAUUAUUCACACAUAAUGCCCAGCAUUGUUGAGGAGAAGCUUUUCAUCAGAUCUUAUAAAGAGCCAUAUGCCCUGAUGCUGGCAACAGUGUUUAGAAUAUUGGAGCCAGGUGUGUGCCAUUGAAAGAGAAAUACAAGAUGCAGUGAACACGGAAUAUAGGAGCUGGCGGCCAAACAAAUGGUCUGUGCUUCCUAUAGCAGUGUACACUAAAUCCCAGUGACCAUGGCUGUGAGCAGUCACAAUGCCCCCAAAUCUGUGUGUGUCCUAUGGUUGAGCUCACUGACAGAAAAUAUUAAGGCUUGGUGAAUUCCCAUUGUCUUUUGGAAUGUACAUCUGAAGUCUAAAUGCUAUACAUGCAAAAAGAUGAGAUUUUUAUUUUUGUCCAUCAGGUUUGUCUGUUGUCUCCGAUCAAAGCAGCCUUUAUUGCUCCCCAGUAUUGCACUGAUUUGGGAUUGCCUUUCCCCAGGUGUGAGCAGGGAGGUAACUGUGACUAUGGGUGCCAGACCUGGUUUCCACAAAGUGGGGCAUCUAGAAUUUUUAUUUUGCACCUUCAAAAAUUUAUUGUCCAUAGCCAGUGUUGUGCUGCAGCUUGUUGAAUAGCCACUUGUGAUGCCAGAAUCUCGUAUUAGAGUUCCAGUUUGAGUCCCAGCUGCUCCACUCCCAGGCCAGUUCUGCUAAUGUACCUGGGAAAGCAGUGGAUGACAUAACUCGAGUACUUGGACCUCUGCCAACCAUGUUGGAGUCCCAUAAGGAGUUUCAGGCCCCUGGUUUCAGGGACUGAACCAGUGGAUGGAAGAUCUCUCAUUCUGCCUUUCAAAUAAAUAAAUAAAUAAACCAUUUAAAAUUUAUAUAAUUGAUGUGCAAUAAUGUAUAUGCAUUUAAGUUAUGCAAUUUGAAGUUUUAUGCAUAUAAACUCAUGAACCAAUCAUAAUCUCAGUGAACAUGUUACAGUCACUCUGCCUUCCUCAGGCCUGCAGGUGUAAUUUUGCAUUCUUUAGAACUUUAUAUGAAUUCAGUCAUAAAUGUGUGUACUUUUUUCUGAUUUAUAUUCAUGCCUGAUCAGUAUUUAAAGCUUAUUGUUGCAAAUGUAAAUACUUCAUUCUUUUCAUUGCUAAGUAGUAUUCUGUUCAAUGGAUGUGCAACUGUUUAUCCAUUCAUCUACUAGUAGACACUUGCAUAAUUUCCAGUAUUGUGCUAUUACAAAUAAAGCUGCAGUGAACACAGGCAUACAGUUCUUUAUAUGGAAACAUAUUUCAUUUCUCCGUGGCUGAUAAUUUAGUUGAAUGUCUCACUUUUUAAGAAAUGCAAAAUUCUGAUCUAAACUCGUGUCCAUUGAAGUCCCAACAGCAGUGUCCGUACCUGGUAGUCUGACUUUCUAAUUUUGACUGUUGAAUGUGUAAUGUCAUCUCACUGUGGUUUUGGUUGUGUUUCUCUGAUGUUUCAUUAUAUUGAGCAUUUUUCACCUGUCUAUUUGCUACCUUUAUAAGAUUUUCAUAACAUUUCUAUUACUACUGGUCUAUUUUAGUUGGUUGGUUAAUAUUUUCAUUAAAAAUAAACAUGUUCAACAAAACAUGUUGCAAAUAUAUUCUUCCACCAUGUGAGUCACUUACUUGCUAAAUGGAAUAAUUGAAUCCUAGAAGAGUUAUUUGCUUUACUAUUAUGAUAUUCAUAGUGCCUAGACACCAUAAUUUUAUGUAAAGGUUAGUCUGCACUAACAUAUACUACAUCAUGUUCUUUAGCCAUUCAAAAAACAAACCUUGGUUUUGGUGUUUGUUAGCAUCUCUGGUGUAAACAUUCCCACUGUGGUCAUUUCCAAGUUGCCAAAAUAAUUUCAGUGAACAUAAAGUUGGGGAGAGUUGUGCAGUAGCACAUCAAGGCGUUUCAUUUCCACCACACUGAUAAUGGUAGCCAGAAGUAGACUCAAGCACAUAUGUAGAGCUACAUACAAAUAAAAUAACAGUAGGGGCUGGCACUGUGGCACAGUGGAUUAUAAGGCCCCAGUCUACAGCGCUGGCAUCCCAUAUGGGUGCCGGUUCGAAUCCCGGCUGCUCCACUUCUGAUCAGCUCUCUGCUGUAGCCUGGGAAGGCAGUAGAAGAUGACUCAAGUCCUUGGGCCCCUGUACCCAUGUGGGAGACCCAGAAGAAGCUCCUGGCUCCUGCCUUCGGAUCAGCACCAGUCCAACCACUGCGGCCAACUAGGGAGUGAACCAGCAGAUGGAAGACCUCUCUCUCUUUCUCUCUCUGCCUCUCCUUCUCUUGCUGUGUAACUCUGACUUUUGAGUAAAUAAAUAAAUCUAAAAAUAAAAACAGUAAAAAUAAGUGACAUUUGCAGUGCAUAUUAUGUUUGCUCUUUUGAAAUAGUUCAACAAAUUGUGUAUAUUUAAUGGAUACAAUUUGUUUUUUGAUAAUACUUAAACCUUUCAAACCAAAAAUGUCCCCCUGCUUUUUUAAUACAUGUCUGGCAACAUUAAA
Messenger RNA from Oryctolagus cuniculus (rabbit), 5896 nucleotides. RefSeq lists its product as uncharacterized. Gene Ontology annotation, molecular function: DNA-binding transcription factor activity, RNA polymerase II-specific; RNA polymerase II cis-regulatory region sequence-specific DNA binding. Gene Ontology annotation, cellular component: nucleus. NCBI's taxonomy places the organism in Eukaryota, Metazoa, Chordata, Mammalia, Lagomorpha, Leporidae. Gene Ontology annotation, biological process: regulation of transcription by RNA polymerase II. The record is from RefSeq and is a predicted model, not a curated record.